AUGGAUGUUAUGAAAGACAUCGCACAUUUGUAUUCUUUCCUUCAAAGCGUCACUGGCAAGUCAGGGCAGGUAAGCGAUGUCAUGGCAUUUUAUUCAAGUUUUUUGCUUUAACCAUCUGUUGCUGUUGAUAUUAGUCUGGACUAGCUUUACGUCGCUGUUUAGAUCGGUUUUGAGUUAACGAAAUGAAAAUUACAACUCUCCCACUUUAAACGCAUGCUUAAGCAAGAUCGGAACGGUUGUUAUCAAAGGAUUCGAUCAUUACAUCAAAUUUUUUGUUUUAACGAUCUGUUGCAUUUGAUAUUGUUCAGGACUAGCUUUACGUCGCUGUUUAGAUCGGUUUUGAGUUAACGAAAUGAAAAUUACAACUCUCCCACUUUAAACGCAUGCUUAAGCAAGAUCGGAACGGUUGUUAUCAAAGGAUUCGAUCAUUACAUCAAAUUUUUUGUUUUAAAGAUCUGUUGCAGUUGAUAUUGUUCAGGACUAGCUUUACGUCGCUGUUUAGAUCGGUUUUGAGUUCACGAAAUGAAAAUCACCACUCUCUCACCUUAAACGCACGCGCAAGAUCGAUCGCUGCAUCGCGAAGUUUUCCAUGAAUGGACUUGUUAGCAAAUCAUAAACACAUAAAUCAGUUCCGGUUGAUGGUAAUUUUGUUUUAUUUUUUCUGAUGUCAUGACCUGGGAAAAACCCCUCUAUUAUUUUCUUGCUAUUUUCGAGAUUGUUGUAAUAGCUAUAAGUAUCUUCUUCUAGUAAAUAGACCUUUGUGUUAAUUAUGCAAGAUAAGCGAAAUGGACGCCAACGGCUAGAGUAGACUUGAAGGGAAAGUUAUUCUCCAUACAUUAAACUUUAGCAAAGUCGCACAAACAUCGAUAACGAAAUGUGGAAAUCAAAACUAGUCAAAUCUUCUCAAUAUAUUAUCAGUCUUCGAUCCCUUUAAGCCAGUCACUUUACGUCCGUAUUUGAUUGUCUUCAAGUGGGAUUCAUCUCCUGCACAAAAGCUUUUUACGAAAUGAAUCAAAAUCUAAUCGAGAUCAUGUUUAGCUUCGAAGGAGAUCAACGAGAAAAAACUUGGAAUUUUAAAAAUCUUCAGUUUUUCUUUAAAGGCCUUUCUCUUGCCUUUAUGAGAGAGAACCAAGAGAAAACUGGCUUUUAGAAGAUGUUUUAUCAAAACCCAACUUUUCCUCUGAGUUUUAAGAUUGGACCUGGAAAAAAAUAUGGCAAUGUUUGGACGGUAAAGUACGGGGAUUACUUGCUUCUAAACCGUGGAUGAUUUUGGAGGGUAAUAAUGCAGACAAAUACUUUAGACGCGCUUAGAGGAUUUCGAAAUCAGCUGGUAUUUAGCGAAGCACGUUUUGAUUUCUUUUCAUCAUCAUAAUCAAUUAUCCUUCUGUUUAGCUCAAUUUCAAGGGUCGUGUGAUCGAAUACAAGGCCGAAGGUCGAAUUCAUAAACUUGAGUGGGUGUAUGACGGUACCGCCUGGGAUGUGGAAAGUGGAACAAGUGUUAAAGCCAGACACUACAAAAGCACUCAGGGCGCUAUUGAACACGCCGUCAAGAAGCUGAUUGAUGACCUCAAAGCCAAAGGAAUACUGAGUUAA
Messenger RNA from Pocillopora meandrina, 1593 nucleotides. Lineage: Eukaryota; Metazoa; Cnidaria; Anthozoa; Scleractinia; Pocilloporidae. The record is from the annotation of a GenBank genome assembly.